This is a messenger RNA of Fonsecaea nubica, 393 nucleotides long. RefSeq lists its product as hypothetical. Gene Ontology annotation, cellular component: preribosome, large subunit precursor. The record is from RefSeq and is a predicted model, not a curated record. The transcript is spliced from 2 exons. The coding region runs from base 1 to 393 and encodes 130 amino acids. Lineage: Eukaryota; Fungi; Ascomycota; Eurotiomycetes; Chaetothyriales; Herpotrichiellaceae.
AUGGCCAAAUCUGCCCGGGCCUCCGUGGUCAAGAAGAACCACCGCAAUCUUCGCGCCAAGGUGUAUGGUCCUGCGUCAGAUGCUCGUACUGCUAGAUUGUCUGCAAAACUCCAAGAGUUGGCAGCAAAACCCAAACCAGAGUCUGAAAAGGCCAUGGACGUGGAUGAUAACGCCGAACAGACUACGGGAGACGAGUCUCGCAACGCCCAGUCUGAGGUAAUGGACGUCGAUGGGCAAGGAGCUGUCACCAAGACGGCAAAGUCGUCCACGUCUCGGAGUCAAGCCAAUCGCAAGACCCACAAAGUCUCCAAGAGGAAAUCCAAGAACUCUGUCGUUUUCGCCUCGGAAAUCGCGAGGAAGAACAAGAUGGCCAGGAAGAAGACCAAACGAUGA